This is a messenger RNA of Myxocyprinus asiaticus (Chinese sucker), 2142 nucleotides long. RefSeq names its product outer dense fiber of sperm tails 3-like 2b (gene cimap1d). The record is from RefSeq and is a predicted model, not a curated record. The transcript is spliced from 4 exons. Lineage: Eukaryota; Metazoa; Chordata; Actinopteri; Cypriniformes; Catostomidae. The coding region runs from base 610 to 1362 and encodes 250 amino acids. Gene Ontology annotation, cellular component: cytoskeleton.
AAUGCUUGUGUAUAUUUAAUGGGUUUGGCCACCCUUGAUUGAGUCAACCUAACCGACCAUUGUCAGGACCUCUUGAAUGAAGAUUACUGCAAAGUGUUCAGUUUUCCACAUGGGAGGCUUUAGCUCUGACAUAAUCAAAUGACGAAGAACUUGAUUGUACUUGUCAAAUCUAAGAGCAGUCAGGAGACUAAAAUCUCAAUUUCGCUGCAAAGGAAAUUUGAUUUAGAAUGGCAAAAUCUUUGAUCUAAAGAUUUGCAGGUGAACCUGCAAACCUUAGAUAAGGAAGGCAAAGAAUGGAUCUUGCAUGAUGUCACUUCCAGCUUUGAUAUUUAUAAGGAAGGUCUGAAGAUAUUACUUACACCUACCUGGACUUUUGCAAGUAGUCAUUUACUCUUUAAGAUUACCUGGAAGAAGUGAUAAUGAUGUGAAUGUUAGCCUACUUGCUUCAUAAUUGCUUGGCUUUGAAAUCUGUUUACUCAACUUGCUGGAAAAGUUGGCAUACAGAUUUGAUUAAUUGUAAGUAAGCUUAUAUACAGUACAAAUAAGCAACAAAAAAAGCUCUAGAUUUCUUGGAGAGGUAAGCCUCCGGUCCUAAAUGCAACCGUGACCAUGUGUGAGAUGGAGAGAAAGCGUCCGCUCAUUGCUGGCAGAGAAAAAGGACCAGGGCCUGGGCGAUACAUCCUACCACCAACUAUUGGUUUUGUAGGCCACGAUUUCACAAAGUCGACAAGUCCUGCCUUCUCCUUCCAUGGCAGGAUGAGUAAUAACAUGCACAGCAUAGACUGCAGUCCAGGGCCAAAAUAUCAUAUUGAUGCAAAGCUCACUCGCUUUGGAAGGGAUGGAACUCCUGCAUAUUCCAUACAUGGCAGAAUGGAAAAUGAAGCAGGAUUUUUCUGCACCCCUGGACCAGGAGCGUACAGCCCUGAGAAAGCGCCUCUGUGCAGCACCCAUCGCAAACCACCGUCCCACACCAUGGGCUAUCGCACUCAGUAUCGCUCUGUUGACACAGUGCCUGCCCCAAACAAAUACACCCUCCCUUCUCUCAUGGGCUCCCACAUUCUAACCAAGACAUCCAGUGCCAGUUACACCAUCUCUGGGAGAUGCAAACCUGGGGGUCCUGCUGAGGACUUGUCUAAAACUCCAGGUCCUGGUAGAUAUAACAGCACGGAUCCCAGUGUCUAUCUCCCAAGGCGGCCAGCUUUCUCUAUGUUGGGUAGACAUACUACACCGAAGGAGCCCACACUAUUACCAGGUCCUGGAAGUCAUAACCCAGAGAAAGUGAAAGUGCACAAGCCCAGGCCUCCUGCGUUCUCUUUAGGCAUCAGGCACUCAGAGUUUGUAACCCCUUUAGUGGUAGAUUAGUAUUAGUUUGAAAACUGAUUACUAUUUUAGUUGUACAUUUAAUGUAAUGCCACAUACCUUUUUAUCGAUUUUUGAUAUUGAUCAUUAGGAUCCAAAAUUUACCACAAAACCAUAAAUAGCACAUUUUACCCCCCCAAUUCUCAGUACCGUAACAUGUCCAGCAUUUUACAAAUCCUAAUGUUUUAUUUUUUAACUGUAUUACAGUAAAAAAAAUUCUUAUUAAAAUCUCCAAAAAUGAAAAGUACAUAAAGUACUACUAUGAUGUAUAUAAUUUACAAUUUAAAUAAUGUUCAUUUUUUCACAUUGCAGUAAUGAGAAUAUCAUACUGACCAACAUAUCUGUUUUUACCAAUAAAAAUGUAAAUAAUAAUAAUAAUAAUAAAUUAUAUAUAUAUUUUACAUUCUGUGAAUCGAUUUGAAUCAGUUAACUGGCUUUUCCACCACCUUAUUUAUCAUAUCGGCAAAAUCCACUAUCUGUCAACGGUCGUUCUCUAAUAACGAGUAAGGACCAUAUUUUUUCACAUUGCAUUAAUAAGAAUUGGUGGAUAAAUUGUGUGGAAUUGUCAUGAAAAUAACAUCACAAUGUAAAAAAUAUCCCAAAAAAGCCCUAAUGUUAAUUUAGAUUUGAGUAAAACAGGAGCAAGACAUUUUCUUGACAGGUUUCAUGAGAAUCACCCAUUUAUGUUGCAGUUCCUUAUAAAGUAACAUGUUACUGAUGAGUUAAUACUGUAACUUUGUUUAUGUAUUCGCCAAAGCAAAUAAUAACUCUCAUUUGGUGUUU